GAGCCGAGGCUCCUCUUUAACUCCGCCAAACUACACUCCCCACAAUGCAGCGCGAGGGGGCGGAGCGGAAGCCGGGUGAGCUGGGGGCGGCCUGAGUGCAACGCCUCGGAGCCGGAGAAGCAGCUCCCGCCUCCGCGCCGGUGCCCGUGCCCGAGUCCGUGCCGCCAACGGGGUCCGCGCCUCGGCCCCGGCCUGGACUGACGAGCCAACGGACGGACGGACGAGGGCCGCCGCGCUGCCUCGGAGCUGGAGCGAUGGCCAUCAGGCCGAGCCAAGCGGGAGAUUAAAGGGUCCUGGCUUUUCUCUGCUCAGCCCGUGGCUCCCGUCCCCGACUUCCCGCCCCAGCCGGGUGGCUGCCCGCAUCCGGAAUGUUCCUGAUGCUCUCCAGAAAGAACAUGUCGCAGAAGCUGAGCCUGUUGUUGCUGGUGUUCGGCUUCAUCUGGGGGCUGAUGCUGCUGCACUACACCUUCCAGCACCCGAGGCACCCAAGCAGCGUCGAGCUGCGGGAGCAGAUCCUAGACCUGAGCAAGAGAUAUGUGAAAGCCUUGGCUGAGGAGAACAAGAGCCUCGUGAAUGGCGAGAAUGGGGCCUCCCUGGCGGGAUACGCUGACUUGAAAAGAACGAUCGCUGUCCUCUUGGACGACAUUUUGCAGCGCCUGGUGAAGCUGGAGAGCAGAGUGGACUACAUCGGGGUCAGUGACUCAGCCACUAACGUCACCAAUGGCACCAGUGGGCACCUGCUGCCAGGGACGCCCAGCAAGAGGAUCAAUGCGUCAGGCCACAGCAGAUAGCGGCCCCAGAGUCCCGGGGGCCACCUCGUGCUCUGGGGCUCAGCCCCCCGCCCAGGGCCCUGGGGACUCUCUCUGGCCCAGGCAGAAGCCAACACUGGCAUAGACGGUCUACACGUGGGAUCCAUGGAACCUUCACUUCUGUAUAUAAUUUAAAGAGAUGGUCGAUGUGUUAUUUUCCGGCAAGUUUCUGCCUUUGCUGGUAUUUAUCAUGGCACUGUUGUUGUGUUAUAAUAAGCAGGUGGGUGGAAUACAAAGUUCUUGUGUUUGGGCUGAAGCUAAAAUCAUUCAAAAGACAUAGGAGCUGAUUUCUAUAUUUAUUGAAGUAGAAACAUAUGACUUUGGGGCAAGUGGAAAAUAUUGUAGUUGAAUCAUUUUUUUCCAUCUUUUCAACAGAUGUAACUCCUGAAUGUUAAACUGAUGCUGUUGGGAAAUGUGUAUAUUUACAGUAUUAUAUUUUGUUACCUAAUUGUCCAUAGAGAAUAGGAUAUGAUGUUGAGAAUGUUUUAAAAUCACGACCCAAAGAAUGUCUUUAUUUGCACUAUUUGCCAGAAUAUCUAUAGAGAGAUUGCUGUAUAUUUAAAUAUUUCAUUUGCAAAAAUGUAACCUUGAAAAUAGGUAGCAACUACUGUCCAGAAUAUGUAUGUUCCAGACAUUGGAACAAUUAAAUUAUCAACAGCCAAGUGAGCAUAACCUCAUACUCAGAUUUUUUUUUUUCCUUCGCUACAUUCUAAGGGAAAAAAAAUCAAGAUUUUAUAGCAGGAAAUUAAAAAUAAGUGAUUUAAAUGAAGAGUUUAUAGUUGGCAGAUAUAUGAAUGUUUCCAUCAUUUUUCUCUUCAUGUUGAACCCCUGGACAGUUUGUGCUAGCAGCUUGGUACAUCAUCUCCUUAUUCUGGGUUAUUUUUUUCUUGUACUGAAUUGAAGGGAGAAAAAAUGAAUCUAGUCAGGGAACAAUAGUGGGAUUUUGGGGGGUUCUAGCUGGAUGUUUCUCCCAAGGAGAGAGACUGGGGAGGGAUUCAGGUGAAAUCGAAAGUCAGGGAAAUGCUGGUUCUUACAUGUGAUCCCUACUUUCACGAAACAUAAUGUGACAAUCUGGAUUAGGCAGUAGCUGGGUUAGGAGUGGCUAUUGACUUCACAAAAUGCUUCUUUUAAGGCUUUCAGAUCAUUUAGAGCAGCAGUAUCACAUACACGGCCCAAACUAGAUUAUAAUGUAAUUGGGUGAUAUUUCACAAGAUAAGGAAAAACAGAGUAGAAUAUACAUAAUGUGAAUAUAUGAUUUUCUAGGUUAAGCUGUCCGUGCCCUGCCGUGAUCCUCAUAGAGCGUCCUCAUUUGUAAUCAUUGAGUUGGGCUGCAUUGUCUUAGAAGAUAGUUGAACUUAGAACUUUUCAAGAAUAUACCGAUUAUGUAAAGCAGAAGUUCUUCAAGAAUGGUUUUCAGCUCUUUUUCAUAGAAUCAGAGAAUGUAAAGUGCAGAGGAGGAAACCGGGCCCAAGAGGGGCUUUGCUGGGAAGCAGCCUUGGCUUGCCAAGGAGGGAGUUAAUCCCAUUUCCCUGGAGCUCCGGGAACCAGUGGCGGGGUUCGUGCCGUCCCCAGGGAUGGGCGCCGAGUGAGUUUUGACAGGACGGUUUUAAGGAGAGGAGGCGAGAUUCACUGUCACAAGCCUCACUGGCCUCCCCUGGAGGAAUCGCAGCAAGUGGAAGAAAGGGUGCUGGGCUGGUGACAGCCACCGCGGGGAGCGUCUGGGGGAGCCUGAGCCGAUCCCCCCGUGGGACCUCGUGUGGUGAGCCGAGCAGGCUUAACUGCUCCUCUCUGCAAACAGGUCCACCUGUCAUCACGGUGCCCCGGGACCCCUCCUUUUACCUUGUUCUCAGUUGCUCAGCUUUGAGCAGCACCGUGUCUGCUUGUUCAGCUGUACUGAGUUACAUUUUGCAGGGUUGCAUUUGGGAAUAUUCAUUCUUGAAACAUGCUGUCGUGUUGUACUGAUGAUUAAAAUACUGUACUAAGAGAUGGAAGAUUUCAGGUGCUUUUCAUAUUCAAAGGUGGCUGUCUGAGUCCUUGCCAUGUAGGCGAGCAUUGGACAAGUGAAGAAACGACAUGGGCUGCAGCAGAAUGAAACACUUUUGGUUGGACCUAAAUGUUUUGUUUUUUUUUCAGGGAAAAAAAUAAAAUGUUUGUAUUUGUAAAAAGUUA
This is a messenger RNA of Sarcophilus harrisii (Tasmanian devil), 2978 nucleotides long. It is a transcript of the gene CCDC126, whose product is annotated as coiled-coil domain containing 126. The transcript is spliced from 3 exons. NCBI's taxonomy places the organism in Eukaryota, Metazoa, Chordata, Mammalia, Dasyuromorphia, Dasyuridae. The coding region runs from base 369 to 791 and encodes 140 amino acids. The record is from RefSeq and is a predicted model, not a curated record.